This is a messenger RNA of Salvia splendens (bonfire salvia), 1438 nucleotides long. RefSeq names its product protein REVEILLE 3. NCBI's taxonomy places the organism in Eukaryota, Viridiplantae, Streptophyta, Magnoliopsida, Lamiales, Lamiaceae. The transcript is spliced from 8 exons. The record is from RefSeq and is a predicted model, not a curated record. Gene Ontology annotation, molecular function: DNA binding. The coding region runs from base 227 to 1174 and encodes 315 amino acids.
GUACGGUCCAUAACACUCCUCUCUGAUACACACCUCCACCACUCUCUCUUGUGGAAUAACUGACAUCAACCAGAAAAAUAAAGACGAAGAUUUCCAUAAAUUUUGACGAAUUUGUAGUAAACGAGCAAAAAAAAUUUCAAAUCUUUGUGUGUGAAUAUAUCUUUCUCCCGAUUGAAUUCGAACUCCUCGAUUUUUAUAGUUGUUGAGCUUCUACAGCCGAUCACAUAUGGUUUCUGUGCACCCGAAUCCCCAAACGGGUCAGGGUUUUACCCAUUUCUACAAUUUCCAUUUGGGUGGGGAUCCGGCGAAGGCAGCAGACAAUAACACGGCGUCGUACUGGAGCGUCGCCGCUGCCGCCGUGGAUGAGCCCGGAAAGAAGGUCCGAAAGCCUUACACGAUCACCAAGUCGAGAGAGAACUGGACUGAGAUGGAGCACGAGAAGUUUCUAGAAGCUCUUCAUUUAUUUGAUCGUGACUGGAAGAAAAUUGGGGCUUUUGUUGGCUCAAAGACAGUAAUCCAGAUUCGCAGCCAUGCUCAGAAACAUUUUAUGAAAGUUCAAAAGAAUGGUGCGAGUGAACAUGUUCCUCCCCCGCGGCCAAAGAGGAAAGCAGCUCACCCUUAUCCACAUAAAGCCCCCAAAAAAGUUGCAUCCCAACCCUCAGAACCGUUGUCUUCAGCUCCUCUUCUCGACCCCAAAUAUGCUGUGGGGCUGCAAUCAGUGUCAGUGCCCAGAAAUGUAAUUAGCAGCAAGUCUUUGUAUCAUUGCACUCCCCCAGUGCCAACGGGCUGUUCAUCUCCUAUAUCAAGUGAUGAAUUUGCAUUGUCUGGUGGUGCCAUGAACUGGAGUAGUAGCAGUGAUGACGUUACUCCUCGCAGAUGGGCGUCAAAUGAGACGAAUAGCCAAGUAAAAGAGAAAGUGAUAGGAAACAGAGCAGCUCUACCAGACUUUGCUCAGGUUUAUCGCUUUAUUGGCCGUCUAUUUGACUCUAGUGCCAAAGAUCACUUGACAGAGCUAAAAAAGAUGGACCCCAUAAAUAUCGAGACGGUGCUGAUGUUGAUGAACAAUCUCUCAGCCAACUUGAUCAGCCCUGAAUUUGAGAAUCAUAGGAAGUUGCUGUCAAUGUACAAUGUUGAUGCCGAAAAUGACCAGACGAGCAGUGAAACCUCUUGGUAGGGUUUUUGGAAGGUAAUGAGGCGCUAGUGUGAGCGUCCAAGCUCCUUGUUAUGGAUGGAAGUAAAUAGCAAUGUCAAUGUGCAUUCCCUACUCUUGUGUGUGUGUGUGUGUGUGUGUGUGUGUGGUUACUCUAAACUUCACAGAUGUAUUUUUAUCGCAUCUUAUCUUCUGGGAAUGGAUCAGAGUGCAAUGUGUGUAUGUAUAUAAAGUGAGACGGGCAGUUUUGCGAUCAUCAAAGAAGAAUUGAAUGUCUUUCUGCUCCAA